Molecule: messenger RNA, 900 nt
Organism: Aspergillus pseudonomiae
Lineage: Eukaryota; Fungi; Ascomycota; Eurotiomycetes; Eurotiales; Aspergillaceae
Exons: 5
Coding region: 1-900 (299 amino acids)
Source: RefSeq, a predicted model, not a curated record
AUGGAGAAACGGUUCGAUCUUGGUCUUCAGCGCAUGCAGCAAUAUCUCUACCCUCUAAUGGCGUGCUUCACGGUAAAUCGGAUCAAUGCCAUGCGUCUUCUUCAGUACCAGCAUCUGCAGUGUUCGAUCCAACGGGAUCCUCAUGGUGGACCGCCCCGAAUCCUUCUGGAGAUCAAGUAUAAAUUUGCGAAGAAAUACAUGAGGGUGACGCAAGCUAAUACCUUCCCCCUCCCCGAAAUUAUUUAUGAUCCAUCGUUGAUGCUAAGCCCUCAUACGUUCCUUCUCGGGAUUCUCUUUCAUAAUAAUGCAUUUCGAGCUCCGGGAACAAAGUCCAUGGAGGACCUGCGACGCUUUACCCUGUCUCGACAGCUCAAGAUCUUUGGGAAGAUCACCGGCUUCAAGUGGUCAUUGUUCACGCAUCGGUUCCGGUACGGUGGCGGCACCAUUCUAAAUGAAAGCGGUCUUAUUAGCGACGCUAAACAGAACUUGAUCAUGAAGCACGCGAACAUCCGAACAUUCCUGAAUCAUUACCUUCCUCGGCGAAUCAACACUGAUAUGCAGGCGUUGAUAAGAGGACUCAAGCCAGAUUCGGCCAUGAUGAGGGCAGUCACUAGGAUGGGACGAUGGAUUGACCGACGUCGGCCUCGAGAGCUCACUGAUACGCAGAAGACCACGGUGGAGCACGAUCCAGAGCUGCAGAAAGCAAUUCGGAAACGGGAUACGUUCUCCAAAAAGCUUCAGCGCAGUCAGAAAAAGACUGGCCGGAAGCUCAAUAAGCUUGACAAACUAAAACGGGAAGAAUUUGAUGAAGAGCAGGCGGUCCUUGAUAUUAAGCGGCAACUGGCGGACACCGCUAUUCUAGAUAAAGAGGCUAAGGAGCAGCUCCAAAUUAAAGAGUAA